This is a messenger RNA of Mangifera indica (mango), 944 nucleotides long. RefSeq lists its product as uncharacterized. Bases 171 to 689 code for a protein of 172 amino acids. The record is from RefSeq and is a predicted model, not a curated record. The transcript has 4 exons. NCBI's taxonomy places the organism in Eukaryota, Viridiplantae, Streptophyta, Magnoliopsida, Sapindales, Anacardiaceae.
CAGCAAUUCUCCUUUUUUCGUUAUAAAUUUCAGGUAUUUCUCGUUGCGUGUGGUGUAUGAUGCAUGCGUGAUGUUCGUUAGAAUGCUUCAGUGAAUCACUCAUUUUGUAAAGCAAAUUAGGUGGGUUUUCUUUGUAGAAGCCAAAUAGUGUGGAAUCUAGUUUAGUCACUAUGUAUGGGAUUAGACAAAGGUUGUUUUUGGUUCACAGAAGGUUACAUACAUUGUCCCGAGAUGGCCCAUCAGAAAGCUUGAAGGGAAGGGUUGCUGAGUUGGAGAAGAUAAGGAAAAAGAAGAAUGUGAAGAAAGACCAGGUGUUUGUUGAGGUUCCUGAAUCAAAAUCAUAUCUGGACACGGCCACUAUGCCAAUGUAUCUCACUGUUGCUGCAAUUGCACUCUUUACCAAGUUGCUCAUGAUGUAUGAUGACUCAAUUUCCCAAGAAAUGACUGAGCGUAGAAUAAAAAAUGCUCCUCCUGGGCAAGGCACGGUUAGGAUGCUGACUCGUGAAGAGUGGGAGAAAUUUCGGGAGGUGAGGCCAAGGACUCCUUUUGAAUCUAAACUUGCUCGUCCAAAUGCACGAAUAAGGACUGGAGAACCAGUGCACAUGGAUGACUUGAAGGAUUGGUCAAUCGAUGUGCUCACAAAUGCAUUCACAAGGGCUGAAGAAUGUGCCAAACUCAAUUCAAAGUGAUAUCAGUGAAAGAAGACUUUCACCAAUCCUUCCAUCUCUUUGAAAUAAGGUUUAACCUCACCAAGGGAAAAUCUUAAAAGAUAUUGAUGCUUGACAUGCAGAAUCAUAGAUGUAUUGGCAUAAAACGUUAUUCAUAGAACCAUAUUAUACGUUUUUUGUUGAUCUGCUAGAAGAAUAUUCAUUUAAAAAUAGUUCUGUUAUUAUAUUGACUAGGUAAUCCAAACCAAAGGAUGAAUAAAUCAAAGAAUUGAAUCA